Messenger RNA from Paramecium sonneborni, 2656 nucleotides. NCBI's taxonomy places the organism in Eukaryota, Ciliophora, Oligohymenophorea, Peniculida, Parameciidae. The record is from the annotation of a GenBank genome assembly.
AUGGCAUAUGAAAAUUGUGUAGUUUGCGGGAAAAGAUAAGAAGGUUUAUAUAAAUUGUUACCUCAUUUUCGAUCAAGACAACCAAACAAAUACAUUCAUAAGAUGUGUCUAAUGUUAUUUAGUUCAGAUUGGAAUCGUAGAGUUGCUGUGAAUGAAAAAUUGUAUUAUAGUGAUUACAGAAGACAUUGUGGAAUAUGUGGUAAACGAAAUAAGCCAUAAGUAAUUAGAUGUGCACAUAGGUAUAAAGUUUAAUUAUGAAAUCCAGUUCAUGUAGAAAAAGAUUUCAUUUAGAUUGCUUAAAGAAUCCUGUUAUCUAAAUAAACUCAAAUUAAAGGAAUCAUUAUCCAAGAUUAGAUGUUUAUUGUCCUGAACAUUCUCUCGAUUUAAUUAAAACUAAUAAUUUAGAUGAGUGUGUAGAAUCCAUAUUUAAUGAACAUCUCUUAAAUUAAGAAUAAGAACCUGGACAAAUUUAGAAGAGCAAACAUAAAAAAAAACAUAAGAAAAAGAGUUCUCGAUCAAGGUCAAGAUCUCAUAAGAAAUCAAGACGACGAUCAAGCAGUUAUGGUAGAUUUAGUAAUAGUCAAAGUUCUAAAUCAUCAAAAUCACUACUCAAAAAUACACCAAAUGUUAAAGAUCCUAGUUUGAUAAAAAUACCUGAAAGUUAGAUUACUGAUGAUAUGAUAAGAAAUCUUUAAAAAAUUGGAACAUAAGGACUUAUUGAUAAUGAUGAACCUAUAAUUGAACCUUUACCUUUUGUAGUGAUGCAUUCAUAACCAAUCAAAGUAUAAUAGGAGAUUGACAAAUAAAUUAUUUAUCCAUAAAUUUAAAGACCAAUUACUGAAGAUCCUGAAUUUCCAUAUACAGAAAGAGAAAAUAAAAGAGAUUAAUCCAUUUUAAAGUGGUGGGAUAAAAUAGAAGAAAUCUACUUUAAAGGAGAAGAAAAAUUACCACUUACAAAAAAUGAAGAAUUUAAGAAUCCAUUUAUGUGGUGGUUUAAUCAAGGAUUAGAUGAAGAACUAUUAAAUUAUGCAGAUUAAUUAAAUAUUGGUAUUUAUUAUCAAAUUUAUUAUAUAUUCAUAGAACCAAUCAUACAGUUGAGGUAUUAAUGUAGAGGAAGCAUAAAUGUUUUAUUUAGAUGCUCACAAGCUUAGUAUUAGUACACUAAUUGUAAAAAUCUUUUAGUUUCAUUCGAUAUAGUUUUACCGAACAUGUUGGCAAAGCUACACCCAAAGGAUUACUGAAGACAAACAUACAAUUGUAUAGAUAUUUAUAAGAAACAGUUGACAUUCCUACAUAUUCUGAUAAAGAUAUUGUUGGCAAAGAUCUAAUUUAUUUAGAAAAUUGCGAAUUAAAUAAAUAGGAAUAUUUUAACUGUUUUGAAUUGGAACAAUAAAUUAAAGAAGUCCAAUCUUAACUAGAAUCUCAAUUAGACAUUGAAAGUGACACUGUUUAAUAAUUUGAUAUUGUUUACCAUAUCUUGAAUAAAGAAUUAAAUCCUAUUGUUUAAUAAAAUAACUAAUUCAGAGAAUAAAUCAAUUCUUAAAUUACAGAUUACAAUUUUAAAAUAUAAAAAACAGAAUAACAAUUACUUAUUGAUUUACUUAGAUGGUCAUAAAUUGUAAAAGCAUUUAUCAAUGGAUACAAAGACAAAACUGAAGAUGUUUUGAAUUCAUUUUUUCCUUGUUAAUUGACACUAUCAUCCCAAUCUUCUUAAAAAGCAUAAUAAAAAAAAAAGAAAAUUCAUUCUAAAGAAAAUACUCAACCUUUAGAUACUGAUUGCAAAAUCUGUUUUGAUUAUCAUUAUACAGAUUUUAAUCCAGUUAUCUAUUGUGGUAAAUGUUCAACAUCCUUUCAUAAGAAUUGUUAUGGUCUUACAGGAUCUCUUGAUGAAGAUGAUGUUAUAUGUGAUGCUUGUUAUUAUGAAUCUUCCAAAUUAAAUUAAUUUAGAAGAGGUAUUUCUAUAAUCAUUAAAAGGUGCUGCAAAAUGUAGAAUUUGUAAAAAAUUAGGACUUCCUUAAAAAUAUAUAAGAAACUCCUUUUAUCAUGUUUCUUGUUUACUUUUAACCAACUAAGUUAUUUUAUCAGAUGGUGCCUAUGAUGUUAGAUAUAGAAAGAAUGAUAUUAAACAAUUCUGUAAAGAUAAUGAAUCAAGCACUCCAUAAUGUGCUGUUUGUGGAGAUUCAAAAGGUUCAAAAACAAUUUAAUUUUAGGCUUUAGAUUUAUGUGUUCGGGUGGUGAAACAAUACCAUGUAAACAUGCUUUCCAUCCAAUCUGUGCUUAUUUACAUGGUUUAACCAUUGAUAUUGAAAGUGAAGACCUUGAACAAUGUUGCAAAGCUCUUAGGUUUGCUCAAUUAAAUGUGCAUAUCAAAUGUGUCUUACAUUGUAAUAAAACUUUGUAAGAAUUGGUUUAGUAAACUUACUACAGGUAUUCCAAUUUAAUCUUAUCAUUCUAGGAGAUUUGCACUGAAUUAUGAACAAACUGCCAAAUGUGGAGGAGAAGACAUUUUUAUUGCAGAAUUCAAGAAAACCAAAGGAUAUAGGUAACUAAUUUAAGCAAACUCUUAAGAUAUCUCUCGCUCAAGUUACCCAUAUCAAGAAAUGACAAUUUAUAAUAAUUUAUUAAUUAAAAUGGUACACCAACCCAACAGAUGUGA